AUGCCCAGGACCCCUGGCCCUCGUUCGCCUGCUCUCCGGGCUGGCCCACGAUUGAUUGUGCCACGCCAAAAGGCCCACCGGGUGGAGGGUCUGGGCCGGGUUCCAGGCUCCUCCCCCGCGCCAUCACCGCUAUCAGAGAGGUGCAUCCAUGGAUGGAUCCAUGAUCCAUGGCACGCUGGAGCCGAUACGCCGUCGCCGUGCCUCGCCUCCGUCGACCGCCAAGCGCCAGGCCCACGCAUGCCACAACGCUGCCGUGUCUGCGUGUCACCGCUGUCGAGCAGCAAAGCAAUGCACCUCAGUCGGUGGGGGAUGCGCGCGCGCACGCGGCUUGGACGCGUAGGCUGGCGGGAGAGUGUGGAUACAUCACCGCACAGAUGUACAUGCACAUGGAGUGCGUAA
Molecule: messenger RNA, 399 nt
Organism: Purpureocillium lilacinum
Lineage: Eukaryota; Fungi; Ascomycota; Sordariomycetes; Hypocreales; Ophiocordycipitaceae
Source: RefSeq, a predicted model, not a curated record